Pyrus x bretschneideri (Chinese white pear) is the source of this 1296-nucleotide messenger RNA. Its product is annotated as exopolygalacturonase-like. NCBI's taxonomy places the organism in Eukaryota, Viridiplantae, Streptophyta, Magnoliopsida, Rosales, Rosaceae. The transcript is spliced from 5 exons. Gene Ontology annotation, biological process: carbohydrate metabolic process. Bases 1 to 1161 code for a protein of 386 amino acids. The record is from RefSeq and is a predicted model, not a curated record. Gene Ontology annotation, molecular function: polygalacturonase activity.
AUGGGUACGGGUUUGAUCAUAUCUUCUCCAGAAUGUCUGGAUCAAGCCAAGUAUUUCAAUGUGAGGAAUUAUGGAGCUGUUGAAGGUGGAGAAGCUGAUAACAGCAAGGCAUUUCUGGAAGCAUGGAAAGAAGCAUGUCAAUGGAAGGGAAGGGCACGGGUUGUGGUUCCCAGAGGUACAUUCAAGUUGUAUCCCGUGAUAUUCUCAGGUCCAUGCAAUGGUCCGAUUGCCUUUCUGAUUGAGGGGACUUUGAGGGCUUCAAUUGAUCCAUCAACAUUUAGUACUGACAGUUGGAUAAACUUCCGGUACAUCGAUCAGUUGGUAGUGACCGGAGGCGGUACCUUGGACGGCCAAGGAGCCUCGGCUUGGCAUCUGAACAACUGCAAAACCAAUCCCCAAUGCCAGGCUCUUCCUAUUUCUUUGAGUUUUGACUUCAUCACAAACGCAAGAGUUGAAUACAUAAAAUCAUACGACAGCAAGAAUGCCCAUUUCAAAAUUUUCGGAUGCCACAACAUGGACUUUAGAAAAAUCAAAAUCUCAGCUCCAGCAGACAGUCCGAACACCGAUGGCAUUAAGAUCGGAAGCUCAUACCGAAUUAGAAUCGCACGUUCCACGAUCGCAACGGGCGAUGACUGCGUAGCAAUGGUGACCGGAAGUAAGAAAAUCCACAUUUCUAAAGUUGUGUGCGGUCCCGGGCAUGGAAUCAGCAUCGGAAGCCUAGGAGGGCAUGACAAAGAAGACGCUGUGGUAGGAGUGGUGGUGAAAAACUGCACAUUUUUGGGAACGGAGAAUGGUGUGAGGAUCAAAACUUGGGCUUCUCCUUAUACCAGCAAGGCUUCGAAUUUUACGUUCCAAGACAUUUUUAUGGAUGAUGUUCUGAAUCCCAUUACAAUCGAUCAAGAAUAUUGCCCCAACCCUCCUUGCAAUCAACAGACUUCUUCGAACGUGCAAAUCAGCGACGUUACAUACAAAAACAUAUGGGGAACUUCCUCGUCGGAAGUAGCCGUAAGUCUCCGAUGCAGCAAAAGCAGGCCAUGCAAGAACGUGGUGCUGGACAUCAUCAAGUUGUCCCCUUCCAAUCCCAGAGAACGUUUGAGUUCCUUCUGCUUUUAUGCAAAAGGAGCCUCUUAUGGCUUACAAGCCCCUCCAUCUUGCUUAUAGUUGUAGCUCAAUUAGCUUUAUGAUUUCAAGUUUUAUGGCUCACAAACCCCAUGUUUAUCUUUUAAUCAUAAAUCUGUAGCUAGAAAAUCACCUAGUUUUGAUUGUCCAGUGUCAAAGAAACAUGAAUUGAGCAGC